Polychytrium aggregatum is the source of this 1116-nucleotide messenger RNA. Its product is annotated as COP9 signalosome. The transcript has 7 exons. The record is from RefSeq and is a predicted model, not a curated record. Gene Ontology annotation, biological process: proteasome-mediated ubiquitin-dependent protein catabolic process. Gene Ontology annotation, cellular component: nucleus; cytosol; proteasome regulatory particle. Lineage: Eukaryota; Fungi; Chytridiomycota; Chytridiomycetes; Polychytriales. The coding region runs from base 215 to 1009 and encodes 264 amino acids.
UCGGGCUGUUGUCCUUUGGCAUCGACACAUCCGCAUCCGCAACGGCACCUUCGCGGAGCAUCCUCGACCUGGACAACGAAGGCAGCAGCGACGACGACGGCAGAGAGCCACCGCACGGACUUGCACGCAAUCUAUACCUCGGAGCAGCGAUACGCAUCCAAGCACUGAGUCUGAUCAUCCUCCUUUCGGGUCACCCGUCACAUCCAAUCCCACAAUGACGUUCCAAGAAUCGGCCACGCUAUACGAAACUCUCAAGAAGGAGUUUGGGGCUGCAAAACCCGACCUGGCCAAGUGCGGACAGAUCCUGGCCAAGCUGAAGAUCCAAUUGACCGGGCUGUCCUUCCUCAUUCCCGGACAGCAGCAGCCAAACGAGAAGGAAGUCCUCCUCGCACGCGAGGUCUUGGAGAUCGGCGCCCAGUGGAGUAUCAAGACCGGGAACAUCACCGCCUUUGAGCGAUACAUCUCGCAGCUGCAGACUUACUACCACGACCAUGGCCCCAAGCUUCCUCCGUCACAGCGACAGUACCCCCUGCUGGGUCUCAAUCUCCUCCGCCUGCUCUCGCAGGGUAAAAUCGCCGAGUUCCACACGGAGCUGGAGAUGAUCGACCCGAAGCAGCUCGAGAGCAACAUCUACAUCAAGCAUCCUCUCCAGAUCGAGCAGUGGCUGAUGGAAGGAUCGUACAACAAGGUGUGGCACUCUCGGGCUAACGUGCCCCACGAGGACUAUCUGUUCUUUGUCGACAUUCUCAUGGAGACCAUCAGAAAUGACAUUGCCAGCUGCAGCGAGAAGGCGUACACCAGCCUUCCGAUCAGCGAUGCUGCGACGCUGCUGUAUCUGAAAAACGAAAAGGAGGUCGUUGCGUUUGCCAAGGAGCACGGCUGGGUGAUCAACGAUAUGGAGAAGAAGAUCUAUUUCGAUGUCUCGGACAUCGACCACGGAGAGAUUCGCACACACAAAACCGCUCGACAGGUGCUCGGAUACGCCCGCGAGCUCGAACGCAUCGUCUGAGCAGACAGAUUGCACAGAUCAGCCAGCCUCUCCAAGCACGGCUGCUGCUGCAUGGCUGUGCGGCCGUCGCGCUGGAUCUGGCUUCGUCUGCACCGCAUGUGUCCUCG